UUUCAUGUGUUGGGGUAUGACAGAGUAAAUAAUGAUUCCUGUAAUCAUUUAAUGACAUUUGAAAUGAAUUCAUUCAUUACAGAAGGAGUGAGGUCUCAUUAAGUUCCGUGUGAGCAGACAGCCGGUCUCCGGUCGGUGGCUGAGUGUGCCGGCCUUCACACUGACUGUAUUUCUCAGUAUUGACGUGUUGUUUGCAGAUGGAACAGGAGGGUUGAUCUCUGCCUCCAGAGGUCAUUCUCACUACAGUUGCCACUUGUUGCCAAAAGCAGCUCGGGGAUCCACCAUUCAACACUAGACACAUUUCAAGUAUUUACUCAGCCAACUACCGAGACCUACAUGUCUGGAUGUUGAACGCGGAGCGUUACCAGGACUGAAGGAAGACUCUUGCGAUCCUGUUGAUAAUAUUUCGGCGCAUCUGACGGAGAGAAGCAUGGUUGAUAACACAACUAUAGCAACUAAAUCUGCUUUGCAAGGCUCUUUCUCGUCCGCCAGCAGCGUUCCGCUCCAAGCCCCCUCCGCCUCCUCCCACAGCCCGUUCCCCGGCGCCCAGUCCCACCAGCCCGGCAGCGGCGGCAUGAAGCUCGAGGCGGUCAUGGAGAACCUGCAGCGGCAACAGGCAGCGCGGCUGGCCCUGGAGGAGAAGCUCCGACAGGCGGAGACAGAGAAAGAUCUCCGCUCCAUGGUAGAGUCCCAGAUACACCAACAAGCUCUGGCUUUCCGCCACUACCAGGCGGCGAUGCGAGGCGCCCUGGCCGCCGGAGUUGCCAACUCGUCCUCCGGAGUGACGCUCCCACACAUGGAGGUCUGCAGAGCCGACGAAGACGGGGACUCCCCCAGACCGGGCAGCGACGACAAGGAGCGGGACGAGGAGGAGGAUGACACGGAUGAGCACGGAAUCAUGAAUGAAGAGGAGGAGGGCGAAGACGAUGUCGAGUUGAACCACUACCAACACCGACAGUCCUCGCUCCAGGGAGCCUGUCUGCCUCCACAGAGCGCACCGAUGCACCUCAUGGCCAGAGUCCCGGCGGCCUUCGCCCGCCGCGCAGAGUCUCCAUCGGCACAUCCCCAGUCCCAGCACCACGAAUGGACGUAUGAGGAGCAGUUCAAGCAGUUGUAUGAAUUGGAUGACGAUGAAAAGCGCAAAGAGUUUCUUGAUGACCUUUUCAGUUUCAUGCAGAAACGUGGGACUCCAGUGAAUCGGAUUCCUAUCAUGGCCAAGCAGGUGUUGGAUCUCUACAUGCUCUACAAGCUCGUCACAGAAAAAGGCGGCUUAGUGGAAGUCAUCAAUAAGAAAAUAUGGCGUGAGAUCACCAAAGGCCUUAACCUUCCUACCUCCAUUACCAGUGCAGCUUUCACUCUCCGAACACAGUAUAUGAAGUACCUCUACCCGUAUGAAUGUGAAAAGCGGGGACUGAGCUCCCCCGGUGAGCUUCAGGCAGCUAUCGACAGCAACCGGCGGGAAGGCCGUCGACAGAGCUACGGUUCCGCCAUCUUCAAUUACUCUCCUGUGGGCACACCCAACCUCCUGUCCUCGCCAAAGAUACAGAUGCCCCACCUAUCUAUGCCCACUCACAGCAGUGGCCAUAUCUCCCAGGUGCCUGUCAUCAAGAAAGUCUUUUUCUCUCCAGAGGAGCCCAUGAUGGCCAGCUGCCUGCCCGGACGAAUGGCCCUCCCUAUGUCACCCAGUGGCCAUCGUGCAGCCGUGGCUGCCCAGGCGGCGGCUCAGGCGGCAGCAGCGGCCCAGGCGGCGGCGGCCGUCCAGGCGGCAGCCCUGGAGCAGCUCAGAGAGAAGCUUGAGAGUGGCGAACCACCAGAAAAGAAGAUGAUGAUGGUGGCAGAGGAGCAGCAAAGGAUCAUGCAGCACGCCUUGCAGCAGAACCUGCUGGCAAUGGCCACCCAGCUGCCCCUCAGCAUCAAACUCAACAACAGGGAUGAUAGACAAGAGACCGCAUUGAACCUGUCUACCAACGGCAUUAGCAGCAUCAACAUGUCAAUAGAAAUAAAUGGAGUUGUCUACACAGGUGUCCUGUUUGCUCGACAGUCGGCCAUAGCGGCGAUGGCGGGACACCGUGGGAGACACAGCAACUGUCAGACUCAGGGAAAGACGAGUCCCACACAGUUCCAGCCCUCCUGCUCCUCGUCCUCGUCCUCAUCCUCUUCCUCGCUCCACGGGCACAGAAACUCAUCCCCCUGAGUUUCCUGUCCCCCCCCCCCUCCCCGCCUCCUCUUCCCACCUCACCAGGGAGGAGAUCCAUUUUCUUCGUAAACAGGCAGUUGGAGACAUGAUCAUCAGAUGAACUUUGAUUGUUUUAAGGUGGCUUUUUCUCCAUCCACUCAAUCAGAUUUCUUGUAGGUCCGCUAACAACAGAUUGAAAAGCAGUAAAAAAAAAAAAUUAAAAAAAAAUUAAAAGACGCCCCCUUCCUCCCCCCUCCCUGCUCCUCCUGCUCUGAAUUAGCGAUGUGAUUCAAGGACUUUUAACCUUUGUGUGUUACCAUUGUCUUUCACCAUCUCAAAGACUUGUGUUCAGUGUGGAACAGUUCCAAAGCAUGGUUGUCCAUCGACUUAAGGUGCAAACUGGAUGAAGCCAAAUGAAGACUUCUUCUCGUGCACCGUUUCAAUCAGAAGAUGAGGCAGCAAGAAGCUUUCUGACAGACCUCAGAACCUCACUGCUUACAGCUGAUACCAAAGAAGAAGCAAAUCUCUGCUGGUUUAACACAUCCAGCGUAUACAGUGAUCUCUAGCGCCGAUGAUCAAACCUGAAGAUUAUAGCAGGAAUUACAACCAGACAAAGCACAUCCCACGUGGAGAUCAUUGUGUAUUUCAGAAUGAGCUGUCAGCCAUACAAGACACUUCAGUGUGCUCUAGUGGUGCACGGUAUCAAAAAUUAUAAUUAAUCAAGUUACUCCAAAGUAGUUGCCACAUAGAUGACCUGGGUCUUGGUAAACCAGUUGGUAAUCCAGCCCUGUACAUUAUAGACGCACAUGCUGAGAGCACAUGGCAUGAAAGAAGGUGAAGAAAAUGAGAAGCUGCACAUGCCUACAGUCAGUUCAUCUUCAUUUAAAGGCCACGUUCAUCUGUUCCACAGACUGCACAGUGACUAAUCGUAUGUGCUGCUCACAGCUCCUGCAUAAAGACCUCCAGUAUGGCCACUGGAAAGAGUGUUACAUCUACAUUCUUGGAAGUUCUUUACUGUGGAAGGCUGCUGAUUAGUUUAGUCUUUUUUUGCUGUGUCACUUAUAAGUGUCACUUAUUUUGACAUGAUAUAUCUGAUGACCUGAUCACAAGAGCACGUUACGUUGAUCAUGGAAUAAAUUAUUAUUAAAACAAGCUCACUGGUCAAAAUCACAGAAUAUCUUUCUGUUGAUUACAAAAACAAAAGAUCAAAUCAUGUAUCUCCUUCUUCCAGAGUAUACUGCUGAGACAAUAACAGAUUCAAUUGAUAUGAUGAAGCAGUGUUUCCGCUCCGAUGCUUUCCUCAUUCAUGAUGGUAAAUACUGCAAUCAACAUCAUUGCUCCACUGGUCGUGGUUAGAAAUACUUACAAAAGUUUGGUCGGGCCGCACGUGAGAUUGCAUUGUUCGUUGGAGAAAUCUCCUGCAACUCACAUACAUGAAAAUACUAGACUAGAAAAUAUCAGCGGUAUUUGUUAAGCAUAAGACAGAAGCACAAAGCUGAUGGAACAUUGGCUGACAGAGACUUGGGAAGAAAAGAGAAUCCUGAGAUGGCAUUAUUAUUAUUAUUGCUGGAGAAAUGGCUGUGAUAGUAAAGAAUAGAGCACUUCAGCCUUUAGGCAGCAGGUGAACAGAAAAAGAGGAAAGCAGACAUCCAAAGAUGUGUUUGUCUGCAGGACGUCAGUCAUGCUGUAGUUUUAUAUUGUGAAUAGAAUGCAGGUUUCUUUUUUUUAGUAAUGCACUUGUGUCUAACAUCAGAGAGCUUCUGCCUCUUUCAUUUCUCUCUUUCUCUCUUUCUUUCUUUCUGCUUUCAUAAAGAUAUACAAAUAUUUUCUUUAUUGUGAAGGGAAAUGGGAACAAGUUUGAAGAUAUAUGGGUUUUUAUUAAGUCUGUUUAAGCAUUUAAUUGCAGAUUUUAUUUAUUGUGUUUCAUAUUCGAUUCUGCAUUCAACUCCACCGUUUUAUUUGCAAACCCUUUUUAAGAGUCUUGUUGAAUGCAGAUACCUCACCAAUCUACCUGUAUAUAGUCAUAGUAAAGUAUGAAUACAAGAUAUACCUCAUAAAUUUCAUUUAUUUUUAUUGUACAGCCACUUGAAAAUCUAUGUUUUACUUCAGCUGAUCACUGGAUUUUUUUUUCUUAUUUCAUAUUUUGUAUGGUUAUACCAAAGAAGGGAAUAUUUUAUUGACACACAUCUACCUCAUUUGUUAUAGACUGUGCCAACAACCAUGUCCACAAUCUUAAUUGCCAGUGUAUUCAUGGUGUUUCAUAUCCAUGUGUUUGUGUGAACACAGAACACUUUUCAGUCAAAGAAAAAAAACCCCAGAAGAUUAUAGCAGAGAAUUAAGGAACAAGUGCUUUUUAUGUUGGGUGUUGUGCCGGCACAACAGAACAGCCUUUUGUGACACACAGUAGAGACGCUUAUUAAAACAAAUGCAAUCUGCAUGAAAACAUGAACAUGAAGAGGAGGACAUCACUUUGUAACAAUGAGGUGUCCUGUCAGCAGUGGGGCCUGAGGACAGCAGACGUGUCAUUCGCUCACUUCAUAAAAAGGUCUUAGCUCUACUCUGGUUUCAUAGUCUCUAUGUAAUGGUAUAAAUAAGCAUGUGUGCUGAUUUAUGCAAGAUGUUUUUUUUGUAGAUUUCUACAUUUUUGCUGAUGAAGACUGAGAUGCAUUUGCAAAGGACCUUUGAGCUGAGAUCAUACUGUCAUACAUUCUGUUCCUGUGGUCAGAAUUAGAGCCAAUAUUAACUUAUCAGCCCUGUGUAUAACACUGACUGAUAAUUAAUAAGAAAUGUCAAAGAAAGAAUUGCCUACCAGAGAGCAUAGUUUAUUUUUACACCAGAUGUCUCACUGUAGCUGUUGGUAACACUGUGGGAACCAUUCUGGCGUGAUCUUGUGAUUUUGUGAUGAAGUCAGUUACAUUUAAGGACCCACAUUAAAAAUAAUAAUGCUUAAUGUGUAUUAAAAAGAACAUCACAAGACAAAUAGAGGGUAAUUUUUUGGAUUUUUCUCAAACAGUCAUAUCAGUAUCAACCUCAAAAAUCUAGUAUCAGUUGGGCUAUAGUCAAGAUUGAUGUUCUGUGCUCAAGUACUCUAUAUGCAUGUUUGAUUAGGCCACACGUUGAAUUGCCUGUGUUACCAAUUCUGCAUUUUUCUGCCACACACAGCUAAAAUGUGAUCUGGCAUUUUGUGGGAACAGAACUGGAGGAGCCCACUACAACUGAAAAGCUCAUACUUUAAUAAUAAGGUGUGUGCAGGCCACUAAAGUUUGAAGGUCUUUGUUUCAUUUUGUGUGACAGUCUUCAGUCAGCAAAGGGUACAUAAGCAGAUAAACUGAGAUCCUGCAGGUAUUAAUUUUCAGGCAAUGGAAUAGAUUUUAGGAAGAACAAGGAUUCCCAGUAUUCAGUCCCAGUUAGUCCAUCUUGGUCACUUUGUUCCAGAUACACAUCUACUGGCCAAAUUUGCUACAGAUGUUCAUAGUCCCCUGAGGGUGAGUUUAAGAGGUCUUGUGGACCUCUCCACCUUGACUCCAACACCAUUAGGCCAAAACUCCACUACUGCUAAGGUUUUAGGAUUUCUAUAAAUCUGACUGCCUUGUUGUGUCCUUUUUUCUCUCUCAUCUUUUGGAGUUGUUGUCUUCCUCACUGUGCAGGGUUUCUCAUGCAGAUUGUCCACAGUUCUCAAUUUAAAAUGCUAUGACUAGUUAAUGUUCAUGAUGACGGCGUGACACUCCAGGCUGAUUACUGGUGAUAAAGCUAAUAAUAUAUUGUGUGACUAUAUGUAUAGAUGGUGAUGUUGAAAUUGUACAAACACAAUCGUGCAGCAGAGGACAAUCCUCAGCUACUAAGAUGAGCUGGCUCCUCAGCUGUUAGUUAAGCGGUUUGAGGCGAUUCUUUCUAAUUGUCGUGCUUACUUGAAAUGUGUUCUAAAGCAAUCAGAGAAUUCUGCAGGUAGAUAUGGCAAAGGUCCAAGACAAGAGUCACUUUCUCAAACUUGGUGUUACAGCUUUGAGCACUGAAUCAUGGUUAAAAAUGACUAUCAGACCAAUAUAAAUGGACUUUUUUUUUCUCAAACCAGCUGGACUAGACAGACCUUCCUGAUCUGGAAAAUCUGAGCAUUGUUUCAUAUCAUUCUGGUAGAGUUUAGGUCUCCUCAGACCUCAGAAGUUAUGGUAUAUUGUCUUAUGGCAUCCAAGGUUAUGGAAGUAAAAAUCCACCUUGUCUCCAAUCAACAGUCAACAUUUGUUUUUUAAUGUUUUUUUCAUUUUUAGAAAUGUCGUUUCUAACAGUUUCAGCAGACAUCUACAGAAACCCCUAACCCUAACAGUAACCCUAACCCCAAUUGGGUAAUGGGGUAUGAAAUAUACUUAGAUGGGGCAUUUCGGCAGACAGUCAUUUUGCAGACUUUGUUGAUUUUUUUCCUCUGACUGACCAUAGCAACAGCAGCUGACACCCAACGCUAUAGUAGUCAUUAAAUCCAUCUGCCAUACCAAUCUGUCAACAAAGAAAGUUGACAUGAUUCAAAGUGACAGCCACAACAUAAACCUGACAGAUAAUUAAGUUAUCUGUCAGGUUUAUCUGACUCCCCUGUUUCUGUGUUGAGGAACAUUGAGGAGAUCAUUAAAAGAGAACAGAACAUAAAAAACUGCUUCUCCCACUCCCACCACUCUGUAAUGCACUUUCAUAACAAGUCUGAUGCUGAUGUCCAGGUUCUGGAGGGCUGGCUGGGGUCCAUUCAACAUUUGAUAUAACGAAUUAUAUUCAAGAAUAGCCACAAUCCAGAAACAUCAGAGUAUGUAUCACAGUCCUAGACCAAAAACAUUCAGCUUUCAGAUCAGGACAUUUCAGGCAACCUUCUUGUUUUGUCCACCCUAAAUGUUGCAACUGCCUACCACCUGAGUGUUUGCGUUUUCAACUCUAUUUUCUCCCCAUAAUACAUUUUAAAAAUCUGAGUGACUGAAAUGUCCAUGAGAUGACCACCCAGGGUUGUGAUGCACAGUAUGAUGCCUCUGGAUCAGGGCUCAUUCAGGAUAGUAUGCAGUUUCUACUUCCAUGAUCCAGGAGCUCCUGGCAGGAGAGCCCUGUCUCUUAUUCUCUCUUUCUAAAUGCAGCACCGGCACAGUCUAGUCCUCAUGACUGUCUCUUCCUCAGCCCCUCCUAAUGAUGCCAAUAAUUCAACAUUUCACAUGACUGUGAGGCCACAGCAUGAAUCACUGGCAUUUUUCUCACCAAAGACUUUUUUCAAGCUGUGACCACGCUCACCUGAUUUUUAGGUCAUAACCAACAGCAGAGCAGACAAAGCAAAGAGAGUAAUCGCUCUGCAUGCAGAAAAAAAGUGAAUUGACUUAUGUAAUCAAAUAACAUGUUGUUUACUUUGUAUUUUAGCUAUGCUAUGCUAGUAGUUUGUAGACACUAAUCGCUUUAUUAUCUGUGUAUGAAGCUUUAAAUGUUUCUUUUAUUACCCUUUCGUUCAUCUUGGAUGAAUCCAGUGUAUUAUGGGAAUGCUGGAUUGUGGUGCUCAGGGGUUAAAAAUGUACAAAAAAGUGAAAGAGAUUUUCCUGUUUUGCCAUUUGACUUGUAGUGUAUUUAGAAAUAAAA
Messenger RNA from Larimichthys crocea (large yellow croaker), 7768 nucleotides. RefSeq names its product AT rich interactive domain 3C (BRIGHT-like) (gene arid3c). Bases 431 to 2194 code for a protein of 587 amino acids. Gene Ontology annotation, cellular component: nucleus. The record is from RefSeq and is a predicted model, not a curated record. Lineage: Eukaryota; Metazoa; Chordata; Actinopteri; Sciaenidae. Gene Ontology annotation, biological process: regulation of transcription by RNA polymerase II. Gene Ontology annotation, molecular function: DNA binding. The transcript is spliced from 8 exons.